This is a messenger RNA of Linum tenue, 238 nucleotides long. Lineage: Eukaryota; Viridiplantae; Streptophyta; Magnoliopsida; Malpighiales; Linaceae. The record is from the annotation of a GenBank genome assembly.
GUUAGAAACAAAGUUUCUAACGGGUUUGAUAUUUGGGGAUUAGGGUUUAUACGAAUAGAAUUAGGGAUUGAGAUUGGGGAUUUGGGGAAUUGAGAAGAGAAUUUGGGAUUAAGAGGUAGAAUUUGGGAAAGAACGAGAAAGAAUGGCCGGCGGCCGGAUUAGGGAAAGAAGAGAAAUUGAGAGGAUUUGGGAGAGAAUAGGGUUUAGGGAUUUUCUUAAUAUGCUUCUUAUUGAUUCU